This is a messenger RNA of Exaiptasia diaphana, 1603 nucleotides long. RefSeq names its product 3'(2'),5'-bisphosphate nucleotidase 1. NCBI's taxonomy places the organism in Eukaryota, Metazoa, Cnidaria, Anthozoa, Actiniaria, Aiptasiidae. Gene Ontology annotation, biological process: phosphatidylinositol phosphate biosynthetic process. Bases 53 to 1012 code for a protein of 319 amino acids. The transcript is spliced from 6 exons. Gene Ontology annotation, molecular function: 3'(2'),5'-bisphosphate nucleotidase activity. The record is from RefSeq and is a predicted model, not a curated record.
GACCGACUAUAUUUCAGUAAAUAUUUCARUAUAAUUUUUGCGGAUUAUCGUCAUGACAUCUCCGGCUCCAUUUCUUAUUCGUCUGGUCUCAAGCUCCGUGGCAAUCGCCAAUCGUGCUGGCGUUCUCAUAAGAGAUGUUUUGAAAAAAGGAGAACUUGGAAUUGUAAACAAGAGUGAAGAUGUUACAAAGACAUUUGAUCCACAAACUGAAGCUGAUAGGAUUGCCCAAAAAUGCAUCAUAGGAUCUCUAUUGAAAGAGUAUCCUGAUGUGAAGAUAGUUGGUGAGGAAGAGGGUCUAGACAUCAAUGACUUGAGCGAUGACCUUCUUGUGUCAAAUCAAGACCCAAGUGUCCUAGAGCAAAAAUGUCCAGAAAAAAUGAAGGAUAUACAAGCUACAGAUGUUGUUAUUUGGGUUGAUCCUCUUGAUGGAACUAGAGAAUUUACUGAGGGUUUAUAUAACCACUCCACUGUCCUAAUUGGAGUGUCAUUUGCAGGCCGACCAGUUGCUGGUAUAAUACACCAACCAUUUCAUGGUCAUGUCCAUGGCACAAAGCUCAGUGAUAAUGAAAAAUUAGGUCGUACCAUAUGGGGAAUUCCAGGACUCGGUGCAUUUGGAUUCCUAACAAAGGCAGUGUCUCCUGGUCGAAGAAUUAUUACAACAACACGGUCACAUUCUAAUAAGUCGGUUGUUGACGCAAUAGAGGCUAUGAAGCCUGAUGGAAUUCUGCGUGUCGGGGGGUCAGGUCAUAAAGUUGUCCUAGUACUAGAAGGUGAUGCAGACGGAUACAUAUUUGCAAGUGCUGGUUGCAAGCGUUGGGAUACUUGUGCUGGAGAGGCCAUCUUAGAAGCAAUUGGUGGCAAAUUGACUGAUGUAUUUGGCAAUCMAGUUAAUUAUGAUUUUGAAGCUGAUGACUAUGUCAAUAGGUCUGGAGUAGUUGCAUCGUUAAAAGAUCAUGAUUUGUAUAUUGGAAUGAUACCAGAUUCAGUCAAAGAAGGACUUAAAGUUAAAUAGUCAAAUUAAAUUAAAAAAAUUGUUACUAGGUAAAGUAUAAUUUCAUGAACACAUAAAUAAGUAAUGUGCUAAUAUAUUAGAUUUAAUAGCCAGUAUAAAUAAUUUMAAAGGAAAGGAAUUUAUUUAGUGAAAGGACAUUUUCAAACUCAUGUUAUGAUGCAUGUCAGUCACACAAUGGUUUGAUAAACUACAACUGAUUUAAGUCUAAUAAAUCAUUAAUAGUUAUCAGCAUUUGAUGGUAAAAUAGAAAAAGAAACAAUGUGUAAUUGUACAUCAUAUGCUYAAUUAUGUUUUACUGGUUUAUGAAUACAAAAAUAUGCAUUCAAUGACUUAAUUUGAAAGUUUACAAAGGAUAUAUGUUUUACUGAGAAGAUUGCAUGUCUUCCAUGCAAAGUCAAAACUAAUAUUUUACAUUUUUGUAGUUAGUCUGCCACUACUGAAAUCUCUAUAUGCAGGAAAAUAAACUUUAAAAUGUUACUGGUAUGAAUCUGUGUUUCAAUGAUUAGUGAAUUUACCUGCUUCACUAAAAAACAAGUCACCCAUGUUGUAAUUAUUAUCAUAUUGCAUAGAAAAUAAAGUAAAUAUAAAAUA